Messenger RNA from Myotis davidii, 2853 nucleotides. RefSeq names its product Beta-1,3-galactosyltransferase 2 (gene B3GALT2). The transcript is spliced from 3 exons. The record is from RefSeq and is a predicted model, not a curated record. The coding region runs from base 367 to 1620 and encodes 417 amino acids. Gene Ontology annotation, molecular function: N-acetyl-beta-D-glucosaminide beta-(1,3)-galactosyltransferase activity. Gene Ontology annotation, cellular component: membrane. NCBI's taxonomy places the organism in Eukaryota, Metazoa, Chordata, Mammalia, Chiroptera, Vespertilionidae.
CACAGCGGCUGACCACAGCUCUUUUGUUCCGAAGCAGAGGAGAUGCCAGCAGGGAAGAGCCCCCGGAGCCCAGCGCCCCCAUGAAGGAGGAGGCGCUGGAGGCAGGAGACAGGUGGACACCGGGGGCCCCGGCACAGCAGGCGCAGGAGGCAGACCGUGGGGGAUGUGCGCAUGUUCCGUGGCACCUUUUUGCUGAAGGGCUGGAGCCGAAAGUCUGCUCCGUGGGCAUGAUCCUCUGCACACCAAGGGCCUGGCCCGGGAAGAAUGACUGCACGGAGACGCCGAGCCCGAGCCGGAAGAUGGUGACCCGGGAACAGCGCUGACUGCAGAGGAAGCCGGCCCGCCGCCUCCUCCCGCGUGUCCACCAUGCUCCAGUGGCGGCGGCGGCACUGCUGCUGGGCCAAGCGCUCCCUGUUCCGGGCCCCCCUCGUCGGGGCGCUCUCCCUGGCCUUCCUCUUUGCCAUGUUCUUGUUCUUCCACCACCACGACUGGCUGCCAGGCAGAGCUGGGUUAAAAGAGAACCCUGUGAUCUACACUUUCCGAGGAUUCCGUUCUACGAAAAGCGAGACCAACCACAGCUCUCUGCGGAACAUCUGGAAAGAAACGGUCCCGCAAACGCUGAGGCCUCAAGCUGCCACCAACCCCAACGACACAGACCUGUCGCCGCAAGGAGUGACGGGGCUGGAGAACACGCUCAGUGCCAACGGGAGCCUUUACAGCGACAAGGACACCGGACACCCACAUGCUCACCACUUCAAGUAUCUCAUCAACGAGCCUGCCAAGUGCCAGGAGAAGAGCCCGUUCCUAGUCCUGCUAAUCGCUGCGGAGCCGGAGCAAACAGAGGCCAGGAGAGCGAUUCGGCAAACGUGGGGCAACGAGAGUCUAGCCCCCGGCAUCCACAUCACACGGAUUUUUCUGUUGGGCGUAGCAAGUACUCAUUUAAAUGGCUACUUUCAACGCGCAAUACUGGAAGAGAGCAGACAACAUCACGACAUAAUCCAACAGGACUAUUUAGAUACAUACUACAACCUGACCAUUAAAACGCUAAUGGGCAUGAACUGGGUUGCCACGUACUGCCCACACGCUUCGUAUGUGAUGAAAACGGACAGUGACAUGUUUGUCAACACUGAAUACUUAAUACACAAGCUACUGAAGCCAGACCUGCCGCCCAGACAUAACUAUUUCACUGGCUACCUAAUGAGAGGCUACGCGCCCAAUCGAAACAAAGACAGCAAGUGGUACAUGCCGCCGGACCUCUACCCGAGCGAGCGCUACCCCGUCUUCUGCUCGGGGACGGGCUACGUGUUCUCGGGAGACCUGGCCGAGAAGGUAUUUAAAGUCUCUCUCAGCAUCCGCCGUUUGCACUUGGAGGAUGUGUAUGUCGGGAUCUGUCUUGCCAAGCUGAGGAUUGAUCCUGUGCCCCCGCCCAAUGAGUUUGUGUUCAACCACUGGCGAGUUUCUUAUUCCAGCUGUAAAUACAGCCACCUAAUUACCUCUCAUCAGUUCCAGCCCAGUGAGCUGAUAAAAUACUGGAACCAUUUACAACAAAAUAAGCACAACGCGUGUGCCAACGCGGCCAAGGAAAAGGCAGGCAGGUAUCGCCACCGUAAACUACACUAGAAAACACGAGACUUUUCUGUUCAAACGUGCAAUCUGUAAAAUAGUGCUAAAAGCAUGUAUAGUUAAAACGGAUGAGACCAUAGGACAAGUUUUAGUUAAAACUCAUCACAUACAAGAAUUCCAAAAUAUUUUUUUAAUUUAUGAAGAUGGUAAUUCUUAAAAGUACAUUAUAUAACAAAAAAGGUCUCCCGAGGGGAUCUAUAAAGAACUGUUUAAGGGGAUUCUGUGUAUUAACAUGCAAUAACAAGCAUGCAUAUGUCAAUGACUCAAGUCUCAUGUUAGGGGCCAGUAAGAUGUAUUUGCCUAUAUUUUCCUCAUGAAUUUUAAUUUAAGAAAUGGAGACAGUCCAAAGACCCUUCGUUUUAGAUUCAGCAUAUAAUUAAAUGUAAAUAAAACAUCACUGUUAAUUUUAUGAAGACUUUGUAAUUGUGCAAACGACAAAUUUUGUGACCUGACUACUCUAGGGAUCUAAAAACUGUAUUCCAUGCAAUAAGAUUCAGUUGAGUUAUUCCAGAAACACAUUUAUAAAGUUCAGGUGAUUCAUCAAUGCAGUUCUCAUCUAAGUACUUAUUUAAAAAAAAACAACAAUGGAGAUACUCAUUUUCUUUUACUAAGACUCACAUAUAUCGGGGAAAAUCUUUUGACAUGACGUGAUAAAAUGUGAAAAAUCAAUGUGUCUCAGGCUCAAGUUUCUAUAAAAAGUAAAGGUUUCAAAGUCGACAGAUGUGUUCUCUGGUUGGUGUGAGGGCCACGCUGGUACCUGAGCAAGCCACUCCACCAGCCGGCGACUGCGCUCUGCAGGAGUGCUUGCACUUCGCGCAGGCACAUCUAUAAAAAUAGAUCAUGUCCCUCUCGCUGAGGCAGAGGUGAUUACUUACAGGCACAAAGAGAAUGUGCUGCUGGAAGCAGAUAAAAGUAAAGAGCGCACAGCCGCCCCAUUCAAUCCUUUUCUAAGAUGCGUGCCUGCCAAGCGGCAGCAUCUGGGACUUUACUUCCUGACAGCAGGUGCACACACGCCAACUCUUAAUCACUCCAUGGCACCUACUUCUCGCCGAGCGCCAAGUUUACAAACCUGCAGUUUUUAAUCCGCUAGAUGACAAACAGUGUGCAUUACCUGUGAAAAGCCUUCUGGGGGAAGAGGGGAAAACUACCCAUGUUUGAUGAAGACUUGAUUCUAGGAUGAACAAUGUAUACGAUGCACUUUUAUCAGGUUUUUAAUAAAAAGGGUGAAAA